Molecule: messenger RNA, 2699 nt
Organism: Trichechus manatus latirostris (Florida manatee)
Lineage: Eukaryota; Metazoa; Chordata; Mammalia; Sirenia; Trichechidae
Gene: COQ2
Product: coenzyme Q2, polyprenyltransferase
Exons: 8
Coding region: 1-1113 (370 amino acids)
Biological process (GO): ubiquinone biosynthetic process
Cellular component (GO): mitochondrial inner membrane
Source: RefSeq, a predicted model, not a curated record
AUGUUGGCCUCCCGCGCUGCGGGUCUCUCCCGUGGGUUGGGGACUGUGACGCAGGCUUGGCUGCGGGUCCCGCGCGGCUGCUCCCCGGCCCUGGUACGCGAAGCUGGCGCGCCUCCCACAGGGGACUGGCGGCCCUCAGCCCGGCCGGGGCCACGCGGGCGCCCGCUCAGCCUGUCGGCAGCGGCGGUAGUGGACUCGGCGCCCCGCCCUCUCCAGCCCUACUUGCGCCUUAUGCGGUUGGACAAGCCCAUUGGAACCUGGCUUCUAUAUCUGCCGUGUACCUGGAGCAUCAGCUUGGCAGCUGAACCAGGUUGUUUUCCAGACUGGUAUAUGUUAUCCCUCUUUGGUACUGGAGCUGUUCUCAUGCGUGGAGCAGGCUGUACUAUAAAUGACAUAUGGGACCGCGACUAUGAUAAAAAGGUUUCAAGGACAGCAAAUCGCCCAAUAGCUGCUGGAGACAUUUCAACUUUUCAGUCCUUUGUUUUUCUCGGCGGACAGCUAACCUUGGCCCUGGGUGUUCUUCUGUGUCUGAAUUACUACAGUAUAGCUCUGGGAGCAGCAUCCCUACUUCUUGUCAUUACCUACCCGCUAAUGAAAAGAAUUACAUACUGGCCUCAACUAGCCUUGGGGUUGACUUUUAAUUGGGGAGCAUUACUUGGAUGGUCUGCUAUCAAAGGCUCCUGUGAUCCGUCUGUUUGCCUGCCACUUUAUUUUUCUGGAAUUAUGUGGACGCUAAUAUAUGAUACUAUCUAUGCCCAUCAGGACAAAAAAGAUGAUGCACUCAUUGGUCUCAAGUCAACAGCGCUGAGGUUUAGUGAAAACACCAAGCAGUGGCUCAGUGGCUUCAGCCUGGCAAUGCUGGGGGCGCUGGGCCUGGUGGGAGUGAACUGUGACCAGACAGCGCCCUACUACGCUGCCCUGGCUGCCGUGGGAGCGCAUCUGACUCACCAGAUUUACACCCUAGAUAUCCACAGACCUGAGGAUUGUUGGGAUAAAUUUGUCUCCAACCGAACAAUAGGGCUGAUACUGUUUUUAGGGAUUGUCCUUGGAAAUCUGCGGAAAGAAAAGAAAACAGAAGAAACCAAGAAAAAAUAUAGCUGGAUACUCUCAUGAACAAGUUGAGAGAUAGAUGAUGAUAGACGGACAGACGGACGGACGAGUGGAUUGUCAGGCCAGUAGAUACACAUAUUCAUUUACUCCUCCUCAUCCACUGACAUUUUAAUCAGGAAGUGGGAAAAACUCCCUAGCAUGCCUUCCCUUCUCAGUAUUGAGCCAGAAUCAUAAGAGCAUAGCAGGGUGCAUAGCCCAUCAUGAGUAGGCAGUAAUUAUUUGUUGGAUGAAAAAAUGUAACAUUUACAGCUAGAGACAACCUAGUCCAGUGAAUUUCCCUGGCUUUUGUUAGAUAGGCAACAAAAAUACUUUUUUUCAAAUAAAAUCUUACAUAAAGUCCCAAUAUGUAAAUACAGAUGACAGCAGAGAUGCUUUCCUAUAACCUGCAUGAGGAUGCCUGGACCCUCUCUUCUGAGGGAGGGCCCCCCUUUCUUUUCUAGGGAGCCUCUGCUGAGCUCUAGGGAGCCUUUGUUGUCGUCGAGUCAAUUCCAACUCCUGGUAAUCCCACGUAUAACAGAAUGAAAUGUUCCCUGGCCCUGUACCGUCUUCAUGAUUAUUGGUAUGUUUGAGUCCAUUGUUGGAGCCAUUGUGUCAGUCCAUGUCAUUGAGGAUUUUCCUUGCCUUCACUGGCUCUCCAUUCUACCAAAUAUGAUGUCCUUCUCCAGCCAUCAGUCUCAGACAAUAUUCUGUGAAGUCUCAGACAAUAUUCUGUGAUCCACAGGGUUUUCAUUGGCGAUUUUUAGAAAUAGAUUACAAGGUCUUUCUUACUAGUCUGUCUUAGUCUGGGAGCUCCACUGACAUCUGUCCACCAUGGGUGAUUCUGUUGCUAUGUGAAACACUGGGGGUGUAGCUUCCAGUAUCAUAGCAACAUGCAAGCCACCACAGUAAACAAAUUGACAAAUGGGUGGUGGCUGGGAGCCUUAGGAGUGACAAAGAACCCAAUUUGAAAACCAGUUCAUCUAUCUAUACCCCUGAUUUUACAGAUAAGAGAACUAAAGUCCAGGGAAAUAAUUUACUCAUAAUCAGAACAAGUUAACAACCAGGUGGGAACUGAGAUAAGGAUGAAUGAACCUUUGUGUCUAUACAGUUAAUAACUGUAUGACUUAGGGAAGACUAUUUAAACUUCUCCAGCUUCAGUUUUAUGGUAUCUAACAUGGGGACUAAAAUAAUAUUUACUUCAUGGUGGUGCUAUAAGAAUUGCAUGAGACAAUGGUCUCAUCCAGUCUUGUGACUUUACAAGUUAUCUGUACAUUGAUAACUCCCAAAUGCCUCUGAACUUCGCAGAGUUGAAUAGUGAACUACCUAUUUGAUACUUCUACCUGAAUGCCAAGUAGGCACCUCCAACUUCAGUGUUCAAAACUGAACUCCUGCUCUUCGCCCUCAGACUUCGUCUUUCCAUCCUCCUUUCCAACUCAGUAAUGUAACUCCCUUCACUCUUCCAGUUCUCUGGCUAAAACCUUGGAGUCAUCCAUGACUCCUCUCUUUUUCUCACAUUCCAUGUCAAAGACAUUAGGAAAGCCUCCUGCAUACACCUUCAAAAUAUGUCCAGAAUCCAGUCUUUUCUUAACACCUCCACUUGCACUACUCUC